GAAUUAUACGAGAUAUUGAAUUAUAUGAGGGAAGAUAUAUGGGUAGCAGAAGGAUAUGUGAAUUAAAUACAAAGUAGAUCUUCCUUCAAAAAUGUGAAAUAUGAAACGCUAUUUAGAUGAGAUGCUGGGAAAGAAUCCAAACUAUUAUAUAUGCACACGAGCUACCAAGGAAGAGUGGGAGGCACUAGACAUGUGAGAAUGAUGAGAUGCUAAGGAAGAAUGUACGGUGUACUGUUACUUUAUUCUGUAUGCGGGUUGAUGAUCCAGAAAGAACAAGUUUUUUCCUGAACAAACAAUGAACGUAGGACAUUGAUCCAGGGAUACAAGAAAGAUAAUGAUCUUGGUGUAUAGCGAAAGUGGAUUUCAUGAUAGUAUGAUUGGUUCGAAGAGGACGGAUGUGUGCGAUUUUCGUCGUUAAAAUUGAACACGAAUUUCAGCGUGAAGACGCGGAUGAUUACUUAAGAAGAGGGACGGAUGUCUGUGUUAUUAGACUAAAUGUGGAACAAUCUGACUUGUGUGGACGAUUUCUUGAACCGAGCCUUUCACAAAUUAGGUCUAGUAGUUGGCCAUCAUCCCGGUUAUUUCGUCAUAGUUCCAGUUCUCCUGGCCUGUAUCUGCUUUACCGGAUAUCAGAGGAUCCAUUACGAGAUAGAUCCGGAAUACCUCUUUUCUCCGAUUAAUGGACCAAGUAAAACGGAAAGGGCGAUUGUCGAACAAUAUUUUAAAGUCAAUUACAGUCACAGAUUCAAUCUAGGUCGCAUCACUAGGCCAGGUCGAUUCGGGCAUGUGAUUAUCACAUCUAAGGAUGGAAAUGAAAAUCUAUUGAGAACAGUGGUAUUCAACGAGCUCAGAGAACUGGAUAAGACUAUAAGAAAUACGAAAGCGAUGUACGAAGGAGAAGAAUUUAAUUAUAGUCAAAUUUGUGCUAGAUGGUUAGACACAUGCUUCAACAACGAUAUUCUAGAUCUACAUCAUAUCAUAGAGUUUGUGGAGAAGAAAGAGCUCAAUCUGACGUUUCCUGUCACGCUGAAUCCUGUCACCUGGGAUUUUUACAUAUUGCCGGUCUAUUUUGGAGGAAGUGUGAUCGACAAAGAUUUAAUGAUCGAGUCUGUACCCUCUAUGCAAUUGGCCUACUUUCUCACAGCUGACAAUGCUCGUCAAGAUGCGAUAGGAGCAGCCUGGGAAGAAGCAUUCCUGGAGACAUUGAGAAAAGUGGAAGAGGAGAACAUUUUCAAACACAUUACCACUGCCAGGUUUGCGUCUAGGACUUUGGAACUAGAACUGGAAGAGAACACCAAAACCAUAGUGCCUUAUUUUUCGAGCACAUUCAUAUUGAUGGCUCUUUUCUCCGUGGUCACUUGCAUGAUGACCGAUUGGGUGCGCAGCAAACCAUGGCUGGGACUUCUUGGCAAUGUUUCCGCUGCAAUGGCAACGGUGGCAGCUUUUGGUCUUUGUAUAUACCUAGGUGUCGAUUUCAUUGGUCUCAAUUUAGCUGCACCUUUUCUGAUGAUUGGUAUUGGAAUAGACGACACGUUUGUGAUGCUAGCUGCUUGGAGACGAACCAGUAUAAUGAAACCGGUACCUGAAAGGAUGGCUGCGACUCUUAGCGAGGCUGCUGUCUCGAUUACCAUUACUUCCUUGACUGACAUGAUAUCGUUCUUCAUUGGCAUUCUCUCACCCUUUCCCUCUGUUCAAAUUUUCUGUAUUUAUUCAGGAUUCGCCGUAGUCUUCACCUUCGUGUUUCACCUGACUUUCUUCACAGGCUGUGUAGCCAUCAGUGGCUAUUGCGAGCAAAAGAAUCUUCAUAGUGUAGUAUGUUGCAAGGUGCAACCUCUCUCCAAGUCUUCAAACAGAUCUUGGUUCUAUAGAGCAUUAUGCACCGGGGGCGUGGAUCCAGACGAUCCUUAUAAUCCUACCGACAAUCCGGAACACGGAUGCAUGAGUUGGUUCCGGGAUUAUCUGGCCGCCGCGUUGAAUUGCAGACCCAUCAAAAUCAUUGUAAUUCUGAUAUUCGGCUGCUAUCUAGCCGGCGCUCUUUACGGGCUGACAACUCUUCGGGAGGGCUUGGAUCGACGCAAGCUCUCCAAGAAUGACUCUUAUUCGAUUGUUUUCUAUGACCGUCAAGAUUACUAUUUUCGAGAAUUCCCAUAUAGAAUACAGGUGGUAGUAAGCGGAGAAUAUAAUUACAGCGACCCAGUGAUUCAGGAACAGAUGGAGAAUUUAACUCGAUCCUUGGAAGCCAGCAAAUACAUCAGCAGCGCUCCUAUCUACACGGAGAGCUGGCUGAGAAAUUUUCUCAGCUACGCCAACAACAGCGCGACCGACGUAGAUAUCGAAGACGAGAAAAGUUUCAUCAAAGAAUUAAAAGACACUUGGUUGUCCCCUAAAAGUAGCUUUUCCUUGGAUGUGAAGUUCGACCCGAGCGAAGAACACAUUAUAGCCAGCAGAUUUCUCAUUCAAGCGGUGAAUGUAAGCGGGACCAAUCAGGAGAAAGACAUGGUGAAAGAGCUCCGUCAGAUUUGCGCUCAAUCUCCAUUGAACGCCAGCGUGUUCCAUCCCUACUUUGUGUUCUUCGACCAAUUCGAACUUGUUAAACCCACUAGUAUUCAAUGUAUGGUGUUUGGUGCCCUUGUCAUGAUGCUCAUCAGCUUCAUCUUUAUCCCCAAUGUAAUGUGUUGCCUCUGGGUUGCUUUUUGUAUCAUUUCAAUCGAAUUGGGAGUCGCUGGUUACAUGGCUCUGUGGGAUGUAAGCCUAGACAGCAUAUCCAUGAUUAAUCUUAUCAUGUGUAUAGGUUUCAGCGUCGAUUUCACUGCUCACAUUUGCUACGCCUAUAUGAGCUCCAAACAGAAGACACCGGAGGACAGAGUGAAAGAAAGUUUGUACAGUCUUGGCCUUCCCAUAGUACAAGGGGCCACCUCUACGAUCCUUGGAUUAAUAGCCUUGGUCCUUGCUGGAACGUACAUUUUCAUGGUAUUCUUCAAGAUGGUGUUCCUGGUGAUAUUUAUCGGAGCCAUGCACGGAAUGUUCCUACUUCCCGUCUUGUUAUCAUUAUUCGGCCCUUCAUCUUACCACGAUGACAAAACGGACACGGAUAAAACUCAACAGAGGAAGAUUUCAGAGAAGGAUCUAAAUUGCGAGCUCCAACAUCCUUACGUGAUUCCACAUCCAACUUUGACUUAUUAUCAUCAUUCUUCCGAUAAGAAUUUUCAAGGCAGCCCCGCAACCAGUUUAGCUGCGUUCGACGAUAGGGAUCCUGGAUUGGGGACCAGCGAGGACAGCAAUUCCACGGAAAGUGGAUCGUCCCAAAGCAGAAGAAAGGAGGGUCAGUUGGAACAAGAAAAUCAAAGGCGGCACGAUGUCUGCAGAAAAUCCAUAGGUGUCCUCUAUGGAAUGUCUCAGUUUCAAACCGCUUCAUCACCAGCUGCACCACCUCCGGAUUAUUCUGGAACACUUUCAGAACCAGUUCCAAAUGAGCAAGAGCGACGAGCGGUUAGGACAGUAUCUUACGUAGGCCCAUAUCCGGCUCAAAGGCCCGCGAAUCAAUUACACAGAGAUCAUAGAAGAAGUAGAUCGUACCAUAAUCUUCAUUACUCGUCGAGGUACCUGAGUGAUUCGCGUUAUCCUUAAUGAUAUCUUUCAAUGAAGAGUAAUAAGUGUUAAACAGCCUUUGUACGCAGAGAAGUUAACAAAUUUAAAGUUUUUCUUGGAAGGAAGUCAAUAUCUUGAAUUUUCCUUUCUGCUCUUAGGAUAAUUAUUGGAGAAAGGAUCUUUUCUCGUGGAGAAAAUUCCACGAGUCGUGUUCUAUUUUGGAAAGAGACUUGAGUGAGUUUGGAAGAGACUAUUUUUCAAGUGUAAGUUUUAAAAAACUGUCGGAGGAACUAUAUCAUAAAAAGUUAGAACAUAAUAGAUAAAAUUACAUCAGCCUGUAUUUUUAAAAUCUUUUAAAUCUGUUUCUUUGUCUGGUUAAAUUAAAGAAAAGAAAAAAAAAAAAAAGAGAAAGAAUGAAAAUAGAUUGUCGUGGAAUUUUAAAAAUUUAGGCUGACGCGAUUAAAACUGUGAAUUUGAUACAUUUUUACUUUGAGCUGUAUGCAUGAUAAUGAAUUUUUUCUCCAUUAGUUUCGUGAAAAUCUUAGGAUAGUAGAAAUUUAACUAUAUCAGCAGGCAAGUGCAGUUACCGCGCACAAGUUAGUCAAAGAUCGUGGAAAAUAACAAGAAUGAUUCUUCACGAUCUAUGGAUAGUGUGUAAGAAUUAAUCUGCUCAAUAGAAAUCAAAACCAAAACGCAACAGCAGGGAGAGCCAAUUUUUUAAACACAAAAUUUGAAGAAUCUGUCGUGCCUUAUUAUGAAAUAUGUUGUUGAUGAAAAAGAAGAAGAAAAUAAAAUUUUUGUGAAAUAAGAUAAUAAUUUUAAUUGCACAAAAGAGAAAUGAAAUCAAAUGGUGUCAUCAAAAAUUUUUACAAGCACACGUGAAUCAAGUUCAAUUCUCCACCAGUGUUUCUCUUCUUCGUUAUUUGAUCGUCCAUUUGUGUUAAAAUAUCGUGACACAUGGAUGUAUAGUAUGAUUGCAGGUCAAUUUGUACGCGCAAAGGAAAUAAUGUUUGCUCAUCUAUUUUGAAAAUUUUUUAACAAUAGUUUGAGAAAUUAGAAACUCGCAUAAAAGUUUCUAUUCAGAAAACAAUAGUAAAGUAAAAUGUAAAUUACAUAUAUUAAAUGUUGGAAGAAUUGCAUGCUAUUCUUUAUACAAUAGACAAGAGGAUUUCAGUCUUGGUAAAAGCUUUUAAUUGCAUAGUAUUAAAACGAAUUCGAUUGUUAAAAAAAAAAAAAAAUUGUAUGCAUAUUUAUCUAUAAUUUUUAAAUGGAUGAAAUAAACGAUGUAUCCUGAGCGUUCAGCACAAUUUUUUCUGUAUAGCACUUAUGCGUGGGUGUGGAUGAAUGAGAGGAAUGUAAUAAAUAUUAAGUAUUAUCAAACUGGCAGUUGCCAUUGAAAAAUUCUUGUAAACGAAAUAUAUUCUGGUGACGAUUUCCUCGUGA
Apis dorsata (giant honeybee) is the source of this 5031-nucleotide messenger RNA. RefSeq names its product patched domain-containing protein 3 (gene Ptr). NCBI's taxonomy places the organism in Eukaryota, Metazoa, Arthropoda, Insecta, Hymenoptera, Apidae. The transcript has 11 exons. The record is from RefSeq and is a predicted model, not a curated record. The coding region runs from base 496 to 3627 and encodes 1043 amino acids. Gene Ontology annotation, cellular component: cytoplasmic vesicle membrane; plasma membrane.